Messenger RNA from Aedes albopictus (Asian tiger mosquito), 5039 nucleotides. RefSeq names its product transmembrane protein 41B (gene stas). The transcript is spliced from 4 exons. Bases 1279 to 2319 code for a protein of 346 amino acids. Lineage: Eukaryota; Metazoa; Arthropoda; Insecta; Diptera; Culicidae. The record is from RefSeq and is a predicted model, not a curated record. Gene Ontology annotation, cellular component: endoplasmic reticulum membrane.
GCUUCGUCGCGCAGUUGAGUUUUGUGCAUCGAUGCCGUUGGUUCUAUCGGUCGGAAUCCGCCGUCCGCGUACGAAAUCCAUUCCUCCGUUUUUCUUUCUUUCUCUGUGCUGCUGAUGUGUUUGCUCUGCGGGCUAGUGCGCGUAGUGACCAUUUGGAAUAGUGUUCUUAGUGUGUUGUAGUUCGUAGUGGAAUAGGCAGAUUCCAACUGGCGGCGGAUGAUUGGACCCCGCUAGAAGCAGACUGAGCCCCGUCAGCAAUCAGCUCAGCACCUAGUUUCGUCGCAUAAUUGUAAACUUGUAUGUGCCAUUACAACAUCUCUCGGGUAUAGUUUUUUUUGCCUCAUUCGUUCGUUCGGUACUAAACCUGUACUGCGGCUCUUGUGGGGCGUCUCCUAGUAGGCGCGGCGGAGGAAAGUGUGUUUCUUGGCAGGCAGGCAGUGAGCGGUGUGUGCAACAAAGCAGCCUUUGGGGUUUGAAAGCCGACCGAAAACGUCGACGACGACUACGAUUGAAUCGAAGAAGGCUCGGGGCACUAUUUGGCAGCUUAUUAGUGUAUGAAGGACACUCUUAUUGGGGUCGCAGAUUAGAUAACUCCUGGCGAAGAAUUUGCUCAACAGCAAUAGCUUCGCAGUAGGCAAGAGGAAAGAUCGAUUGUUUUUCGAUAUCCACCCCGUGAAGAACAAAGAGAAGAAUCGAUAAAACAGUCUCCGUUCGUCGUCCUGGUACGAGGAAGUGGCCUACUACGGUGAGACGAAACGAUACGAGAUAGUAGUGGAAGUGCGCGCGGCUAGAAGAGCGAACGGAGAAGAACAACAAAAUAUCGUACGAUACCUACACAACAGGGUAAUCGCUCUUGAGCUGAACCGCGUUCAGCUGAGUGAGAGAGGGGCCGCGCUGUAUAGUGUGGAACAAAGAGAGGGCUAUAGAUAUCAUCCCAUACGGUCGGACGGGCGAUUGUGCGCGAAGUGCGUCGUCGUCGUUGUCAUCAGCCAGUCAGUAGUCAUCUCGUCCGCGUGAUCUCCGCGAGGUGUUCCAAGAAUAGAGAAGAGCCCUCUGUGCUUCGAGUUCGGAUCCGGAAGUGGAAGAAGCCUGAUUCUGUGAUUGUGCCUGAUUGUGUUUGAAGUGUGUGUUCACGUGGUCAUCCAGCGUAGGCUGCUUGAUUUUUGGGCGUAGUAGCCUAGGUCGCGGCGGCCUUGCGGAGAGAAAGAUAAUCACACGGUUUGCUGUGAUUGCACCGCCUGCUCUGCUGAUAGAGAGCUGGAAACAAGCAGCAGCAACAUGGAUACGGUCGAGACGGCCAAUCAUUUUAUGGCAUUUGGAGAGGCAUCCAGCGAUAAGGCGCCGCUCCUGGGAGCUACAAUGACGUCCACAUCGUCGUCGUCGUCGCCAGCGGUAGCGAACGGUCAACUGAAAUACGACACCACCAGCAACGGUACCAAUGGAGUUCAUGCUAAUCAUCGUACGACUACAACGGCGACCACGACCAUUCCCAAUGGCACAUCCUCCAGUAAAGUGGAAUGCAAUGGAACGGCGAGGCUUGCGGCGAAAACGACGAGUGAGUCUAGUGAGGACAAAGAAGAGGACCGAUCGGCUCGGCAGUCGCUGAUCAUCCUGGCGGCGAUCUUCUUCACCAGCCUGUUCGCGAUGAUCUACGUUUAUGCGAUGUUUCCGGAGCUGGAUGAGUCCGAGAAGCAGUACAUCAAGGUCCCGUUCGACAUCGAGGAUGCCAAACAGUUGGGACGAGUGCUGGAUCGCUACAAAGAUCUCUACUACCUGGAGGUGAUGUCCGGCAUUGUUCUGGUGUACAUAUUCCUCCAAACCUUCGCCAUUCCCGGUUCGCUGUUCCUGUCCAUCCUUAGUGGAUUCCUGUACAACUUCCCCACGGCCCUGACGCUGGUGUGCUUCUGCUCGGCCCUCGGUGCCACCCUAUGCUAUCUUCUUUCCCAACUAGUGGGCCGCCGUCUGGUCAAGCACUACUUCCCGGAAAAAGCUCGCGUCUGGUCCGCCCAAGUGGACAAGCACCGGGAAGACCUCCUCAGCUACAUGCUGUUCCUGCGGAUGACGCCGUUCCUACCCAAUUGGUUCAUCAACCUGGUGGCACCGGUCAUCGGCGUUCCGUUGUGGCCGUUCGCUUUCGGCACGUUCCUGGGAGUGGCGCCGCCCUCCUUCAUUGCCAUCCAGGCCGGCAAGACCCUGUACAAGAUGACCAGCUCGAGCGAUGCCUUCAGCUGGACGUCGGUCACGCUGCUGAUGGUGUUUUCCGUUGUUUCGAUAGGGCCGGCCAUCUUCAAGCGGUACUUCAAGUCCAAGAUCGAUUAAGCAGAGCUGGGGAAGAGGUGCCAUGGACGGCGGCAGCGGAGGCGGCGUCGGCAGCAAAUUGUUUUACCACAAGCAAAAAAGGUUAGUCAUUAGGCUUAUAAUGGUGAAAUGUGUAUGAGAUGAACAGUUGAAGUCACGUGUAUUGAUGAAUAGUAUAAUUUUAGCCAAAGAUGAGUGUAAGGUUACAGAAGAGAAGAAGGAGAAGUGGAAGAAACUGUGUUUAUUAGCAAUUCGAGUUAUUUUGAGGUUAAGUUGUAAGGCGAAUAGGCGGAUUUCGUGAUCGAAUAGAUUUGGAACAAAGCGAUGGAGCGGAGUGGGCGGCUCAGGUAGGAAUUCCUGGAGAAAUCCCUGUAGGAAUUCUUGGAGAAAUCCCUGUAGGAGUUCCUGGAGAAAUCACUCUAGGAGUUCCUGGAGAAAUCCCUGUAGGAAUUCUUGGAGAAAUCCCUGUAGGAGUUCCUGGAGAAUUCCCUGUAAGAAUUCCUGGAGGAGUCCCUGUUGGAAUUCCUGGAGAAAUCCCUGUAGGAAUUCCUGGAGAAAUCCCUGUAGGAGUUCCUGGAGAAAUCCUUGUAGGAAUUCCUGGAGAAAUCCCUGUAGGAGUUUCUGGAGAAAUCCCUGUAGAAAUUCCUGGAGAAAUCCCUGUAGGAGUUCCUGGCGAAACCCCUGUAGGAAUUCCUGGAGAAAUCCCUGUAGGAGUUACUAGAGAGAUCCCUUUAGGAAUUCCUGGAGAAAUUCCUGUAGGAGUUCGUAAAGAAAUCCCUGUAGGAAUUCCUGGAGAAAUCCCUUUAGGAAUUCCUGGAGAAAUCCCUGUAGGAGUUCCCGGAGAAAUCCCUGAAGGAAUUCCUGGAAAAAUCCCUUUGGGAAUUCCUGGAGAAAUCCCUGUAUGAAUUCCUGGAGAAAUCCCUGUAGGAAUUCCUGGAGAAAUCCCUGUAGGAAUUCCUGGAAAAAUCCCUGUAGGAAUUCCUGGAUAAAUCAAUGUAGGAAUACCUGGAGAAAUCCCUGAAGGAAUUCCUGGACAAAUCCAUGUAGGAGUUCCUGGAGAAAUCCUUGUAGGAACUCCUGGAGAAAUCUCUGUAGGAGUUUCUGAAGAAAUCCCUGUGGGAGUUCCUGGAGAAAUCCCUUGAAGAAUUCCUGGAGAUAUCCCUGUAGGAGUUCCUGAAGAAAUCCUUGUAAAAGUUCUUGGAGAAAUCCCUGUUGGAGUUUCUGGAGAAAUCUCUGUAGAAGUUCCUGGAGAAAUCCCUGUAGGAAUUCCUGGAGAAAUCCCUGUAGGAAUUCCUGGAGAAAUCCCUGUAGGAAUUCCUGGAGAAAUCCCUGUAGGAAUUCCUGGAGAAAUUCCUGUAGAACGAUUCCUUUAGAAAUUCCUGGAGAAAUCCCUGUAGGAGUUCCUGGAGAAAUCCUUGCAAGUGUUCUUGGCGAAAUCCUCUGAAGAAUUCCUGGAAAACUCCCUGUAGGAGUUUCUGGAGAAAUCCCUGUAGGAGUUCCUGAGGAAAUCCCUUUAAAAACUCUGGAGAAAUCCCUGUAGGAGUUCCUGGAGAAAUCCCCGUAGGCAUUCCUGAAGAUAACUCUGUAGCAGUCCCUGGAGCAAUCCCUGUAGGAAUUUCUGGAUAAGUCCCUGUAGGAGUUUCUUGAGAAAUCCCUGUAGGAGUUCCUGGAGAAAUCCCUGUAAGAAUUCCUGGAGAAAUCCCUGUAUGAAUUCCUGGAGAAACCCCUGUAGGAGUUCCUGAAGAAAUCCUUGUAAGAGUUCCUGGAGAAAUCCCUGUAGGAGUUCCUGGAGAAAUCCCUGUAGGAAUUCAUGGAGAAAUCCCUGUAGAAGUUCCUGUGGAAAUCCCGGUAGGAGUUCCUGGGGAAAUCCCGGUAAGAGUUCCUGGAAAAAUCUCUGUGGAAAUUCUUGGAGAAAUCCCUGUAGGAGUUCUUACAGAAUUCCCUAAAGGAAUUCCUAUAAAUAUCUCUGUAAGAAUUGAACCUGAGUUCGAAUCGAUGUGAGUAGCUUGCACCGCUCUAUCCAGAAAUUGAACCGUUUUUAAUUUAGUCGUUUAUUCGACAAACUAGGCAAAAAGUAUUAGAACUAGAGCUUAUCGUUUAAGAAAGAAACACUGAAUUGAUGGAAAAAAAUUUAGAGCGACCAAAUUUGAUCCACAGUUCGGAUGAUAAUGCAUAGAAACAUCUCAAGUAAAAAGAAAAUCCUUUCUGCAAAGCUAACGAUUGCUGAUGAGAAGGGAAAGAACUAGAAACAUUUUGAAUGUUAAACAAACACAAAAAAAUAUGAUGACCGAUAUAAUAGCUAUGUGUAAACCCAAGCCAUUGCAUCAACAAAAAAAAUAUACCAAUUGCAACAUUUUAAGGUCUUUCACCGUUUUUCGUCUCGGUUUUUGAAUGUUGCCCCUUAACGGUUGAAUAUCAUCAAAGUAAGUGAAAUACUCACACUUUGACCAACUGUUGCUUAGCACCCGGUUGCGUAAGUGUGCGUGUUGGAUGCACUAGGCUCGAAAAGUAUAAGAAAGAAUAUAUGGAACGGACAGAAAAGAAAUGGAACCGCAUUAGGCAAAUACCUAUACAUAUAAUGAUAAAUCUCUGUUUUUAAGCUGAAACAUUAAACAAAAUUAAACUAGUUCAUUGCAAAAUGAAGGGUUCUAAAUGCAAAAACCAAUAUGAUAGCUUACUUAUGUCAAAACAAUGCAUAAAUUAAACGAAAAAAAUAUAAAAGCAAAUGAUAAAACCAGCUA